UACAGAGUGAAUGAAAAUUUUAAAAUGAAUUGGGAAAAAUUACAUCGGUCUUUCUCAGUUGGGCGAGCUUUCUACAGAUGGAAUGUUUUUUAUAUGCAAUUAAUUUUUACCGAAACGUGAUUUCCUAUCUACUAUCUUUGGAUUACCUAUUUUUUUAUUCAUUUAUUCAUUCACCCAAUUCAAAAGUUAAUAAUCAAAGUUGGCCAUUUGUCUUCGGUAAUCUUGAUCCUUCUGUGAUUUUGUUUUUUCGUUGAUGAAUGAAGCUUGAAUGUAUAGGUACAAUAAAUGGAAGAAAAAGAAAAGAUGAGAUCCAAAUUAAGCACACGUUGAGAAUGGAUGCGCGUUGGUAGUUGCGCAAAAGUUUGGUAUUUGUUGGUGAAGUGCUGCAGGGGGAAGUAGCGAGUCUUCGGCGAUUUUUAGAACGAGCUUUUGAGUUUCUUCAACCUCAGGGAAGGCUAGUUUAUUAUUCGAAAUCGUGAUAUCUAGUUAUUUUCAGAAUGGUUGUACCAUGUUGAUGCGAUUCAUUUUGAUGGCAUUUUUGCCAUCUGGCGUUUUUGGAUUCGGAAAAACAGUAAUAAUAGGUGGACUUUACGAAGAGAAUCCCAUGGUGGUAAAAGCUUUCGAAUUGUCGACAAGGUCGUUGAAUGAGGAACGACAUGGCAACGAUGACUUGCCCAAUCAGUUCGUUAAAACGGAACUGGUCACUAUUGGUAAUGACCCUUACGAUGUAGCACACGACGUUUGUAAUUUGGCGAACGCUGGGAUAGCGGCGAUAUUUGGACCACAAGAUAAGAUAGCGGCUAGACACGUGCAAACCAUGUGCGAUACCAUGGAAAUUCCACACAUCGCUGCGAGGUGGGAACCUCAGCAAAGCCGGGGAAAUGGACUUGUUAAUUUAUAUCCGUAUUCGCAAACGCUCGCCGCGAUUUAUUUGCAACUAGUCACGGAUUACAAUUGGAACACUUUUACCAUACUUUAUCAGAAUACGGAAAAUUUAAUCCGGAUGAAUCAACUUUUAAAAAGAUCGGACAUUCAUGGGCAUACCGUUACCAUUAGACAGUUGCCCGAAGGGCCCGAUUACAGGGAGGUUUUGCGGAUGAUCAAGGCCUCCGAAGAUCCGAACAUAGUCUUGGAUUGCUCAAUAGAUAUUCUGCCGGAGGUUCUAAAGCAGGCGCAACAAGUUGGAAUCAUGUCAAACAAGCAUAGCUAUAUAAUCGCUUCGUUGGAUCUGCAGACGAUUGAUCUUGAGCCGUAUCAAUACGGGGGAACAAAUUUGACUGGAUUUCGUUUGGUAAACCCGGAAGAUCCUUACGUCACCGAAACAUUUAAUAGAGACAUACUGGAUUGGGGACUGGAAAGUCCCUCUCAGUUAACGGUUGAAGCAGCCUUAGUUUACGACGGUGUUCAAUUAUUCGGAAGAGCUUUGAAACAGCUCGACGACGCCAUUAUGGCCGAUGUAAAACUGUCGCUGUGUAACAACCUUGAGAGCUGGGAACACGGUUCAAGUUUGAUGAACUUCAUGAGAUCGACCGAAAUCAGAGGGCUCACCGGACUGAUUAAAUUUGAUCCUGCUGGCUAUCGAAGUAACUUUGAACUGGAAUUGAUCAAUUUGAAUUUGAAGGGAAUUCAGAAAAUCGGAAUAUGGAAUAUCACGAACGGAAUUGAUUAUCUGCCUAGUAUGGCUGCUUUGGAAGUCGGAGAGCCAAGUCUCCGUAACAAAACAUUUAUCGUACUGAUAGCUCUGACACCCCCCUACGCAAUGCUCAAAGAAUCAGCAACUAUGGAGACGGGAAAUGACAGAUACGAGGGUUUUGGUAUCGACAUAAUUCAAGAAGUAGCAAAAAAACUUGGAUUCAAUUACACCUUCGUAGAGUCGGAUGAGGUAUAUGGGUCCAAGGAUCCAGCAACCGGAGAAUUCGAUGGGCUGAUUCGUAAAAUAAUGGAUGGCGUAGCUGAUCUAGCGAUUUGCGAUUUGACGAUCACAGCUGAUCGUCAAGAGGCCGUAGACUUCACAAUGCCUUUCAUGAACUUAGGAAUUAGCAUCCUAUUCGUGAAACCAAGACCAGCUGGGUCUAGUCUAUUUGCCUUCUUAUCGCCAUAUUCAAUCGAAGUUUGGCUAUACACAACAGCAGCGUACGUGGUCGUGAGUCUUCUUCUUUGGGUCGUUGGCCGGUUAUGUCCGGAUGAAUGGACCAAUCCCUAUCCUUGCAUUGAGGAACCCAGAGAGCUUGAAAACCAGUUGUCAUUGAAAAAUUGCUUUUGGUUUCUUGCUGGAGCUUUCAUGCAGCAAGGUUCUGAAAUCGCCCCUAUAGGUCUGUCGACUCGUAUGGUGGCCGGAUCAUGGUGGUUCUUUUGCCUGAUUAUCACGCAGGCUUACACGGCUAAUUUGGCCGCGUUUUUGGUCAUUGAAUCGAAACAAGUUUUGAUCAAAAACGUUGAGGAUCUGGCAACCAACCAACAUGGGAUAAAAUAUGGAGCAAAAGCGAGUGGCUCUACAAUUGAUUUUUUCAAAGCAUCCACUCAUCCAACUUACAAAAAGAUGUAUGAAUACAUGAGGGAAAACGCUGACGAAGUUUUGAUGGGUAGAAACGAUCUCGGUGUUGCGAAAGUUCUCGAGGGCGGAUACGCUUUUUUCAUGGAGUCUUCAUCGAUCGCCUAUGAAGCUGAAAGAAAAUGUGACCUUGACGAAGUGGGUUCCCUCUUGGACUCCAAAGGUUACGGUAUUGCUAUGAAAAAGUUUUCACCGUACCGCAACGCGCUCAGCACAACGAUUCUGACACUUCAGGAAACAGGAGUCCUUAAGGAUCUAGAGAACAAAUGGUGGAAGCAAAAACGAGGAGGUGGAAGAUGCGAGGAAGGUAAGGCAACGUCGGACGCAAAAGCUUUGGGAACUGGAAACGUGGGUGGUGUUUUCAUUGUUCUAAUAGUUGGAACAGCAUUGGCCUGCAUUUGGACUGCCUUGGAAUUGCUUUGGGAAAUCAGCUGCACUGCGAUCAAUAAAAAUGUUUCGUUCAAAGAAGAAAUGAAGGAAGAACUGGAGUUCAUUGUUAAGUGCAACAGAGUUGCUAAGCCAGUUAGAAGAAGAAAAGGUAGUUCAGCUGUGAAUCUCAGCAACGAAAAUGGCAGCACAAGAGAUUGUUCACCGCCUUACGGGUUUGUGCCGACGGUAAUUACAACGUCACCCGAAGAGAAAUGAUUUCUGCAAAUUGACAAGGGGAAAAAACCCGCCAAGAAAAAGAGAAAACUUGUCGUUUUCAAUAACAACGCAGAACAAACGUGCAUUAUUAUAGGCGUUAUCAUAGAUAUAUUGUAUCCAUGGUAUUAUUUUGUCUAUUGAAUUACUUUGUCUAUCUAUUGUACUAUCUGAUAAAAAUUGCAUAGCAACCCGC
Messenger RNA from Athalia rosae (coleseed sawfly), 3389 nucleotides. Its product is annotated as glutamate receptor ionotropic, kainate 2-like. Gene Ontology annotation, molecular function: glutamate-gated receptor activity; transmitter-gated monoatomic ion channel activity involved in regulation of postsynaptic membrane potential. Gene Ontology annotation, cellular component: plasma membrane; postsynaptic membrane. Gene Ontology annotation, biological process: modulation of chemical synaptic transmission; monoatomic ion transport; synaptic transmission, glutamatergic. The coding region runs from base 509 to 3196 and encodes 895 amino acids. The record is from RefSeq and is a predicted model, not a curated record. NCBI's taxonomy places the organism in Eukaryota, Metazoa, Arthropoda, Insecta, Hymenoptera, Athaliidae. The transcript has 16 exons.